Molecule: messenger RNA, 775 nt
Organism: Adineta steineri
Lineage: Eukaryota; Metazoa; Rotifera; Eurotatoria; Adinetida; Adinetidae
Source: the annotation of a GenBank genome assembly
CCUCAAGAUGGUUCUCUGUUUUUCUAAACUGCCGCACCGCGCCGUGUCAACACGGAUAUUUCUGCCGUCUUUAUUAUUCGUGUGAAUUCUCCCACAAAAACAAGGAUUAUUUAAAUAACAAACUGUUAACGAUGGGUUUUUUUUCUUACUAUGUUGUUUGUAUUAAAAUGAAAAUGACGCAUAAAAAUAAUUCAUCUAUUCUUUAUUUCUAAAAUAAAUAAGCUUUUUCUCAGAAUCAACAUUUCGUUGACUAUUUAUACAAUAGUUUUUCGUUAUUAGAAGUAAAAAUUUAACGAUAAAAUUAUUCUAAUAUGUCAAAAAAUCUUAAUGAAAAAGAAUUAAAAAAAGUAAGUAAUUAUCAAUAAAUUUAUUUUAUUAUUAAAAUAAAAUUUAGUUAUUCAAUACAUUUGAUAAUGGAGAUGGAAAAUUAUCAUUAGCAGAAAUUCUAACAGCUAUCAACGAACAUUAUCCACAUAUUAUUAAACAUAAAAAUGCCAUAAAACGAGCUUUUAAAAAUGCUGAUAAAAGUGGAGAUGGUAGUAUUGAAUUUAAUGAAUUUUCAACAUUAAUUCGUUGGCUUAAUCGUUAUGAUGAAUUAAAAAAAUUAUUUCAACAAAUAGAUGUAAAUGAUGAUCAUCAAAUAAGUAUUAAUGAAUUUAUAAAAGGUCAUGAGUUACUUAAUUUAAAUACGCAACUAUUACAGCUAAAAUUUAAUUCAAUUGAUAGAAAUCAUAGUGGUUAUAUUAUCUUUGAUGAAGUAAGACCAAAUGGAUAA